CGUCAUUACAAAGCAUUUUGUGAGUGAACGGAAAAAUAAAAAAGUUUGGAUUUUCCGAUAAAAUCGGUUAAGGAAUCACAGUAAUCUUAGGACAAAGCAGAAAUUUGAUCAAAAUGGUUCUGGAAAGUACAAUGCUAUGUUUCGAUAAUAGCGAUUAUCAGCGAAACGGCGACUAUUUUCCAACGCGACUCAACGCACAGAAGGAUGGCGUAAAUUUAGUUUGUCUUUCUAAGGUUCGUUCCAAUCCGGAAAACAACGUUGGCUUGCUGACGUUAUCUAACACAACCGAAGUGCUAGCCACGCUUACUAGCGAUGUUGGAAGGAUUCUGUCCAAGUUACAUCUGGUUAAUCCGGGAGGCGACAUCAACUUGUUGACGGGACUAAGAAUUGCUCAUUUAGUUCUCAAGCAUCGUCAAGGAAAGAACCAUAAGAUGCGAAUUGUGGUUUUUGUGGGUUCACCAGUGGGCCACGAUGAGAAUGAAUUAGUCAAGCUGGCUAAAAAACUGAAGAAGGAGAAGGUUAAUGUUGACAUUGUUAGUUUCGGAGAUCAUCAGAAGAACAAUGACGUUUUUACUUCCUUUAUAAAUGUAUUGAACGGUAAAGAUGGUACUGGGUCGCAUUUGGUGUGCGUUCCCCGAGGAUCGGUUCUUUCUGAAGCCCUUAUUUCUUCCCCAAUUAUACAAGGAGAAGAUGGAACUGGAGCUGCUGGCUUAGGCGGAGCUGGAUUUGAGUUCGGGGUUGAUCCCAAUGAGGAUCCAGAAUUGGCUCUGGCUUUGCGAGUGUCAAUGGAAGAACAACGGCAGCGUCAAGAGGAGGAGCAACGCCGCGUGCAGGCCACCAGCGGUGCCGAAGCGAGUGGUCAGGAAGGAACCUCUUCUGGUGGAGUUGCGUUGGCAAGCCAACCGAACACGGAAGAAGCGCUGCUAGAGCGUGCUCUUGCCCUGUCGACCGACGAUGCGAUGCCUGACUUUGCAAACAUGACCGAGGAGGAGCAGAUUGCGUUCGCAAUGCAGAUGUCGAUGCAGGAUGCCCAGCAGGAGACGCCGAUUUCACAACCAGCGAAGCGCCAGAAGAAGGAAGAAACUCCGAUGGAGGUUGACGAGGAUAUUAACGAGGUGAUUGCCGAUCCGGAGUUUUUACAAAGUGUACUGGAGAAUUUACCCGGUGUCGACCCCCACUCGGAAGCCAUUCGCGAUGCCGUUGGCUCAUUGAACAAGGAUAAGAAGCAGUCUGACAAAGAGGGCGAUAAGAAGUAAUCUUUGGAAUGAAAUACUUUUGCUAAUCUUAUACAAUUAAUUUUUCAUUUAUUCUGCAAAAUGCCAGCUUAAUACAUGAUGCGAUAGUGCGAAUUACUACGUGCAGAGAAGGAGUGAA
Molecule: messenger RNA, 1374 nt
Organism: Sabethes cyaneus
Lineage: Eukaryota; Metazoa; Arthropoda; Insecta; Diptera; Culicidae
Gene: Rpn10
Product: 26S proteasome non-ATPase regulatory subunit 4
Exons: 2
Coding region: 114-1256 (380 amino acids)
Biological process (GO): proteasome-mediated ubiquitin-dependent protein catabolic process
Cellular component (GO): cytosol; nucleus; proteasome regulatory particle, base subcomplex
Molecular function (GO): polyubiquitin modification-dependent protein binding
Source: RefSeq, a predicted model, not a curated record